AACUUUUUUCGAAAGCUGCGUUUCCCGGGAGAUCCUAGGCGGUGACAGAGCCGGGCCAUGGCUAGAGGCAGGAAGAUGUCCAAGCCCCGCGCGGUGGAGGCGGCGGCGGCGGCGGCGGCGGUGGCAGCGACGGCCCCGGGCCCGGAGAUGGUGGAGCGGAGGGGCCCGGGGAGGCCCCGCACCAACGGGGAGAAUGUAUUUACCGGGCAAUCAAAGAUCUAUUCCUACAUGAGCCCCAACAAAUGCUCUGGAAUGCGUUCCCCCCUUCAGGAAGAGAACUCAGUUGCACAUCACGAAGUCAAAUGCCAGGGGAAGCCAUUAGCCGGACUCUACAGGAAACGAGAAGAGAAGAGAAACAGUGGGAACGCGGUACGGAGCACCAUGAAGUCCGAGGAACAGAAGCUCAAAGACGCCAGGAGAGGUCCCCUGGCACCUUUUCCAAACCAAAAAUCUGAAGCAGCAGAACCUCCCAAAACUCCGACCUCGUCUUGUGAUCCUGCUAUCGCCGCCGUGGCCAAGCCAGCCCUGAAAAAGCCUGUCAAGGGCAAACAGGCCCCUCGGAAAAAAGCUCAAGGGAAGACACAGCAGAACCGCAAACUCACGGAUUUCUACCCGGUGCGCAGGAGCUCCCGGAAGAGCAAAGCCGAGCUGCAGUCUGAAGAAAGGAAAAGAAUAGACGAGUUGAUUGAAAGUGGGAAGGAAGAAGGAAUGAAGAUUGACCUCAUCGACGGCAAGGGCAGGGGUGUGAUCGCCACCAAGCAGUUCUCCCGGGGCGAGUUUGUGGUCGAGUACCACGGGGACCUCAUCGAGAUCACCGACGCCAAGAAGCGGGAGGCUCUGUAUGCACAGGACCCCUCGACGGGCUGCUACAUGUACUAUUUUCAGUAUCUGAGCAAAACCUACUGUGUGGAUGCAACUAGAGAGACAAAUCGCCUGGGACGACUGAUCAAUCACAGUAAAUGUGGAAACUGCCAAACUAAACUGCACGACAUUGACGGCGUGCCUCACCUCAUCCUCAUCGCCUCCCGCGACAUCAAGGCCGGGGAGGAGCUCCUGUACGACUACGGGGACCGCAGCCGCGCCUCCAUCGAAGCGCACCCCUGGCUGAAGCAUUAACCUCCCCACCCUCCCCGCCCCUCCCUUCUUCCAUGGACAAAGUGCCCUCAAAGGGAAUUGAGUUUUUGGUUUUUUUUUUUUUUUUUACACACUUAAUCUUAGCAGAUUACUUCAGAUGUUUUUAAAAAGUAUAUUAAGAUGCCUUUUCACUGUAGUAUUUAAAUAUCUGUUACAGGUUUCCAAGGUGGACUGGAACAGAUGGCCUUAUAUUACCAAAACUUUUAUAUUCUAGUUGUUUUGUACUUUUUUUGCAUACAAGUCACACGUUUGUGCUUCCCGUGCAUGCAGUCAAGGACGCAGCACAGGUUUUAGAGGAAAGAGUGAACAUGAACUAGGAAGCCGGGUGACUCCCGCCUCCCGCCGAAGAGCCAGGACUCUCCUCCCCACACCCCCGCCGGCCGCCCCGCGCAGGCGACUCCCGAGGCCCGGCCGGGGUGUUCCCAAGCUCUUGUUUUCCUGACGUCUGGACAGGCGCACAUGGAAGUGUAUGAAUAUUUUUUAAAAAGGUUUCGCAGUAAGCUAGUCUUCCCCUUUGCUUUCUUGAAAGCUUACUGACCCAGUGGCCCCCGGGCGCGGGCUGGGCCUCGGUUUACUCUUCCACAGGCUGCCGCUUUUCUGGGCACCUCGAAGCAUCAGGGCGGGUAAUCAGAGUAGAUGUGGGCAGGGAAAAGCAUUGCUUGCUCGCCCUGCCGGGGCAGGGUUUCCCAAAACUGGGUUAAUUCUUUAUAGAAAUGUGAACACUGAAUUUAUUUUAAAAAAAUAAUAAAAAUUAAAAAAUUUUAAAAAGACAAAAAAAAAAAGAAAAAAACCACAGAAAACAACUUAACAUGUAAAUAGGUCUUGAAGUGCGUGAAGUGGCUGCGUUUUUUUUUCUCUUCUUCUUUCUUUUUUUUUGUUUUUUUGUUUUGGUUUGGUUUGGUUUUUGUUUUUGUAGAAGAGAUUUGAGAUGGUACUCUAUUCUAAUCAAAAAUAAAAGUUUUGUAGCGGGACCAGAAAUUACU
Odobenus rosmarus divergens (Pacific walrus) is the source of this 2117-nucleotide messenger RNA. RefSeq names its product SET domain containing (lysine methyltransferase) 8 (gene KMT5A). Lineage: Eukaryota; Metazoa; Chordata; Mammalia; Carnivora; Odobenidae. Gene Ontology annotation, molecular function: histone H4K20 methyltransferase activity; protein binding. The record is from RefSeq and is a predicted model, not a curated record. The coding region runs from base 58 to 1116 and encodes 352 amino acids. The transcript has 8 exons.